CUUCUUCAACUUCAUCUUGGUCUUCUUCCUCUUGAUUGACCUCCUUCUUAGGAACUAUCUUCACUGUUUUCAAUUGACGAGUAUAGAGGUAAAAUGCGAUGACUGCUACGAAAUUUGGAAUGAAAAUAAUCCCUAAGCUUAGGCUUAUGUACUCUUGAAGUCUACACAGAGCAAGAAUAUAUGUCGCAAGGAAACCUAUUGGUACUCAACUUGAUAUCACAAUCUUCUCGAAAAGUGUCACAUUACGGUUUUGAGAGGUAAUCCCAUGUAAUAUGGUCAGAAUGGCUAUUGGAAGAAUCACUAUCCAAGUAGGAAUUGUAAUUAUGAACCAGUUUAAGUUAAUAACCUCAUCUAAUCUCAAAGCUCAUAGAGAAAGGAAACCUCCAAUCAGUAAAUUAGGGAGUAUGAUGGCAUGUAAUAAGCCAGAGUCAGAACAUCUGUCUUGCUUAAUUUUGAAUUCAGCUCCUGUUGAGAAAUAAUAUUUCCUCCUAGUUAGUCACCAGUAGCGCCGGGUAUCCUUAUACUUGAUCUCUCUUGGGUUAGUAACUGGAGGAGCAAUAUCACCAUCUUCUUCUUGCUCUCUGAGUGUAUUUAACGAAUCAAAAUCUAUCUCUCCUUUGAGAGAGUUUUUUAGAUUUUUUAUGAGUGUUGGCCUAAUCCUUCUCGAGCAAUCAGUUUUGUGUCUUAUACUUGAAAAUAUGGAAUCAAGCUGUUUGAAUCAGAUCAGUAAGCCAACAGGAAUCCAACAGAGUAAAAUCAUUGUCAUAUAAGAAAUAUCCAUGAGGAUCGUAGUUUUGAUCAGGAUCCCAGGAUAAAUUAGAAUUGUGAAGAGGCAUUUUAAAAACAAAGCCUUGCUUAAAUACAAGCUAUAAGGCCAGAAAAUAGGAUGCCGGAACUUCCUUCCUUUAACUUUUGAUAAAUUGUGGCUCAGAUUAAGAGAAUCCAGCUUAAUGUGAAAGGCAAGAAGAUUAAACCCAGAGGAAUAUCAACUAUCUCUUCAUCAAUAAUCAAGAGAACAGGAAACACUAGCAAGGACAUGAACAGGAAGAAGAGAAACCAUAUUAUUAUUCAUAAUUUUUGUUUCCACUUUCCAUCAAGU
Molecule: messenger RNA, 1099 nt
Organism: Moneuplotes crassus
Lineage: Eukaryota; Ciliophora; Spirotrichea; Euplotida; Euplotidae
Source: the annotation of a GenBank genome assembly